AGGCAGUAUUUGUGUAUUGGAAACGCGGCUUAACUUAAUGCAGAUUUUUCCGCUGAUUCGGCUGCAAAAGAUGCACUUUUGAGGCGCAGCGAGUGCACCCACCGCCCCCGAGUUCGAGUGCAGUUGCAGUCGGGAAAGUUUGGAAAGUGCGCGGAGUGAGAAGAGUGACGAAUUUGGCCAGCGCGUCGAGAUAAAAAGAAACGGAAAAGUUGUACUGUUGCGGGGGGAAAAACGGCGGAUAAACAGAAAUUGGAAAAUUAAAAACGAAACCCAACCACCGAUUUAUACGGCAGCAUUUCAAAUACGGGGAUAAUGGAGUCACAGAAGCGGCCGUCGUUGCAUUUACACACGGAUGUCCCAGCAGGAUCGGCAUCUGGAGGAGUUGGACCUGCAGGAUCUGGGUCUGGAGGAGCAGCAGCUGAGAUGUCGCCCACUUCCGGUUUCCUGCCGGACAUGCCGCAGUGGAAGAAGGACCUCAUCCAGCGUCGGAAAACCAACGUGGCACGCACCCAGGCGGCAUCUAUCGCCUCACCCACCGAUGGCAGUUGUGGGGCUUUGGCUUCGUCUUCGUCGGAAGUCACCGCCGCUCCAGGUGCAAUUGCAGAUUCCAUGGAACCGGCGACAAUCAGUAGCACUAGUCAAAAGAGAAAUAUGAUCGCUUCAGAGGAAAAGUCUGAGAAAUCUUCUAUUUCCAAUACCAAUUCUAAUUCCACUGGAGGUCAUCAAUCCGUUGUUGCCGUCUCCCUUUCGCCCGAAGCGGCAACAACAACAACAGCAACAACUGUAACAGUAACACCAAUACCAAAGCAGCGAUCGAGUUUACUCAACACAAGAAGUCAGGAGAAAGAGACAGAGAUUCUAAAUGAGAGCGCAGACCGCGAUAGAGAGACAGAGAGCUGCAGCAGCGAACAGCCGGCUGCCGUGGUAAUGGUGAGUAGCAGCCGGUGUGGUGAAGUUGAAACUGGCACAAUUGGAGCAGCAGCUAUAACAUCGUCGCCGUCGUCGUCGUCAGCAAAUCAAAACCCAAACCAAAAUCAUUUGAAAACGAAAUGCAAACCGGGACAGAGCGUUGCUGAGGGCAAGCCUUCAGCGAAAGAGACCAUUAAUACCAUUACCAACAUCGAUAACAAGAGCUGCUGUAAAACCAAGAGUAUUUCCGAUAAAUUGCAGAGCAACAAGUUUAUAAUUCAACAGCAACAGCAGCAGCAACAACAACUGUCACCCACAAAGGUAACGGUAAAACCGACAAUGGUCGCCAUGCAAGAGAUGAAGAAGACAACCAAACAAAAUGGCCAGCACCGACAUCUAGCGGGCAAAAUUGGCAGCAGUGCCACAGGCGAUGUCGAUCCACAUCCACCAAAUCCCAUUCCAGAUGCCUUGGACACCGGUGAGGAUCUGAGCUAUGGACCCGGUAUUGUAUCCAAAUUGCGUUGCCGCUAUUUAAGUUUGGCCCUGCGAGAAUCCCGUCAGCAGAGCAGCAAACAACGAUUGCAGCGCUCCACCAGCUUAAAUACUUUGCUUGAUCGCGAUGAUGACGAAGUGGAAGUGGAGGAGCCCGAUGUGGCCAGCAGCCAAGUGCGUGCCAAAUCCACACCACCACCGAUAUUGGGUGCCAAACCGACAACCAAACCCAGCAGCCAGCAGCAAAGACCCGUUAGCCUUGGUGCCAAUGGAGCUGGAUCAGCUGUUAACCCGCCCUCGACCACGGAUGAAAAGCAAUCCGGUGUUUUGGCCAAUGGAGGAGCUGGAUCUGGUGCAGGUUCGGGCAAUCGAUCGCGACAUUUUAAACGCGGCAACGAAGUGAUGAAGCGCGCCCGUUCUGUGGAGGCGCUGCUUUGUGAGAAAUCGCCGUGGAAUAGUCAGAGAAUUAGCACUGCCGGUGCAGCAGUAGGAACACCAUCACCACCUGCUCCCAAGGCCACCGUUGCUGCUGCCACCCCCUCACCUGUCACCUCACCAACCUGCGUCACCAUUGAGGAUAAGAUCCAUAACGCCCGCGAGCGUCUACACAGUGGCACAGAGACGGCGCCACCCAAGCGACUGACUUCUAUUAUCGAUGACACCGAACGGCCGCCACCGGAUCUCGUUAAGCAAACCCUCAAAAUGUUCGAGGCAAGUGCCAAUCGUCGUCCCCGCGCCGCCCAUCGUUCCAAUGGCGUUGGUGGAGUAGCCAGCAAGGUGGCAAGCUACAAAUCGAUUAUUAAGGAUCAGAAACAACCAACAUCGGCGACGCCAUCGCCUGGUCUGGGUUUUGCCUCCUCCACGCCACUAAGGAACCCACAUCAAGUUCAUCCGGAUAUAAUACCCCGUCAGGUCGAUUCGCCAGUAUCGGCGUUGAGUGUGAUGAUGCGUCGCAUGGAACUGCAGGAUCCAGAGACGCCAGAAAGGGACAACCGGGAAACGGAGGCUACACCGCAGAGCGAGGCGCCAAGCGAGACUGAGCGAAACGAUCGCGAUGAAGGCGAUGGCGAAGGCGAUGACGACAACAACACUCACAACAAUAACGACGAUCACGACGACGGCUGCGGCGGUGGCGACAGCAGCGACAACAAUGAGCAACGCGAUAAAAUGGGCGCGGCGUCAGCGGCGGCAGGCGGCGAUAAGCCUAAGCCCCCAACGGAAUCGGCAGCGGGAGGCGCCCAACGAUCAUUCGCUGCCUCGACGGAGAACGCGCAUGUAGCCAGCGGGAGUACUAGCAGUACAAGUACCAGUACCAAUACCACUGUACGGAAGCUCAACAAUAACAACGAUUCCAGCGGACCAGCGGUGACCAAACAGAUUGGUGUAAUCCGUCCGCUAUUCAAUAGCCAAGGAGCUGGUAGUACGCCGCUAACGAGUCGCGAGAUUGAAAAGAAUCGCAUCAAUGAGAUGAAGAAGUCGACGGCCACAGAAGCCGGUGGUGUGGGUACCGGAUCCGGAACGGGAUCGGGUAACUCGCCCACCACUAGUCUCGACACCGUGAUAAACACCAAGGAAACGGCCAGCAGCGAAACGGAGGCAACUGCCUCACCACUGUGGACACUGCGCAAGCUUAGGAGUCAGAAUCAAGCGGCCGGAGGAGGAGCAAGCGGCGCCGGUGGAUCGGGGCCCAGUUCCAGCCAUCAUUCCACAGAGAACACCUCGAUGGUGUUCAACUUUUCCAAGAGCACCAAGGAAGUGCCCGACUACAUCGAAAGCGACGUUGUGAUUUACAGGCGCAAGCGGGAGCUGCCAAAGCCAAAUGAGCCUGGCUUCGUGUUGCUGGGUGAUCUCUCCGUGGAGACAUCAACGGACACGGACUAUGACGACUACUCCAUGUGCCCGCCAUCGCCGUGCGAUGUGGAGUUCGAGAAUGCCAAUAUUGUGAUCGACGGCAAGUCCAGCAUACGCCAGAAACCCAAAGAGUCAUCGUUCCGCGUGCAGUUCAACGACACGCUGACGUCGACAUUUGAAUACCCCUCCGAGGCAUCAAUGAUCAUCGACGAUACACCAUACGCCGAUCCCUUUGGUCAUGUUAGCAAACAUCAUCAGAUGAUGCUGGCAGAGCAUCUGUUGCAGCAACAACAACAGCUGGAACUGGAGCAAAUGCGUCAGCUGGGUCUGCAGGAGCAGCAUCAUCAUGUGACCGUUGACGAGAUCAUUGAGCUGCCCACAUCGACGGCGGGACAUGGACAUGGGAUUGGAAUUGGACAUAGGGCGGGUGCGACGGGGGGAGGAACGAUGCUGGGGAAUUUACCGUUGGGCUCCACGGCUCUGGGUUUCUACACGCCCAUGAAGGGCUCGCAGAUGAACAACCUCUUCCAGCUGGGUGUCACCCGGUACGCCCUGCCUGAAAGCAGCAGCAGUGGGAGCAGCAACGGAAGCCACAGCCCCAGCAGUAACGGGAGCAGUCCAGCCGGAGCUGCUGGCAGCCGGUUAAUGUUUAAUGGGAAUGGCUGCAUUGCGGGCAACGGCGAGGGACUGAACAAGGAUGAGAAUACAGUAGCAGCGGAUGCAGCAGCAGCGACAGCGGCAGCAGGAUCAGGACCUGGAGCAGGUGCCUCCAAGAACGGUUCAGCUGUGGACGAGGAUGAUUACCAUCUGACGGCGACGCCGGGCGGGAGUGUUGUGUACAGCGAGGGUACACAGAAGACGGAUUUGCUGUAUUAAGUUGUCCCGCUGCUAGCUAAAACCCAGAAGCAAGUAGCAAGGAGCUCUUUUUCUACCGGUUUCCAAACCUUCCCAAGCCUCCCUUAAACCCCUUUUUCCUAGCCCCGAAACCAUUCCCCUAAUUGAAAAGCGUGCGCUUAGGUGAAAUAUCAAUUUCGGUUAGACACAAAAAACGUAAUGAAUUAAACAAAACGAAGUAUAAAAAAAAAAGUAAAAACAAAAAAUAAUGCAACGUAAACCAAGUAUGGCAAGAAAUCCAUAAAGAUACGUAUAUAAAUAGAUAUUAUUUGUAAGUUUGUAGGCCUAGAGAUCCGAUGUGUAUGUGAACAACAGCAAGCGUGUGUGUCUGUCUUCUUUAUAUAUAUAUAUAUGUUUUUUUUUUUCGAUAAAUUAAUAAUUAUUAUAUUAUUGUAAUGUAUCUACACGGCACUGAAUGAACAACUUCGCUGCUUUAUUUGUAUUUGUAUUGUGUAUUCCAUUUACGGCAUUUUUGAUAGUAAAUAUACAACAACAACAAAUCAACGUAUUUCCGACUGCAUCCCGAAGGUAACUUAAAUCUACGAAGCGAGCGGUCAUGUCCGAUGUCCGCCGGAGUAUUAACUUAAUGGAUCUGAAUGAUCCGAUCUUGUGACCCAUCAUACCUUUCUGCGACCCUUCCAAUUCUUCCGCCACCAUCACAGACAUUAAAAAAAAAAACAAAAAACAAAAAUAAUAAA
Messenger RNA from Drosophila eugracilis, 4844 nucleotides. RefSeq names its product cell wall protein IFF6 (gene bif). Gene Ontology annotation, cellular component: nuclear membrane; rough endoplasmic reticulum membrane. NCBI's taxonomy places the organism in Eukaryota, Metazoa, Arthropoda, Insecta, Diptera, Drosophilidae. The coding region runs from base 313 to 4128 and encodes 1271 amino acids. The transcript is spliced from 6 exons. The record is from RefSeq and is a predicted model, not a curated record. Gene Ontology annotation, biological process: chemotaxis; neuronal signal transduction. Gene Ontology annotation, molecular function: microtubule binding.